CUGGGCUGGCCCCUGUGGCCCUGAGCUGGGCAGCACCUCAUCUCCAGGACCAUGGAUCAGCACGGUGUCCUCAUCCCACUUCAGCGGCGCCGGCUCAGCACCACCUCAGCACCGCUCCGCAGCCCCUGCCUGCCACGGUCAGCUGUGCCCCACCUGGUCUGCUGCGGAGUCCCCAGCCCAGUGUCUAGCCCAGUGGAGCCACCGCCUGUUCCUCGGGAAGGUUGAGUGGGACCUGACCGGCCAGGUUACCUCCUCCAAUCCUGUCAGGCUAGUGCCUCCCUGCCUCCCAACCUUGGCUCUCUCCUACCCUCUCCUUUCUUCUCCUUGCCUGGCCCCCUGAAUCCUAUCUUAGCCCCCUCAGCCCCCUGACUGACCCUCUCUCGCUCCUUUCAAGCCUCUGUAGCUGGCCCCCCUCCUGGGUUCUGGCCAUGAAGCCCACCUCAGGCCCAGAGGAGGCCCGGCGGCCGGCCUCCGACAUCCGCGUGUUUGCCAGCAACUGCUCGAUGCAUGGGCUGGGCCACGUCUUCGGGCCAGGCAGCCUGAGCCUGCGCCGGGGGAUGUGGGCAGCAGCCGUGGUCCUGUCAGUGGCCACCUUCCUCUACCAGGUGGCUGAGAGAGUGCGCUACUACAGGGAAUUCCACCACCAGACUGCCCUGGAUGAGCGAGAAAGCCACCGGCUCGUCUUCCCGGCCGUUACCCUGUGCAACAUCAACCCGCUGCGCCGCUCGCGCCUAACGCCCAACGACCUGCACUGGGCUGGGUCUGCGCUGCUGGGCCUGGAUCCCGCAGAGCACCCCGCCUUCCUGCGUGCCCUGGGCCGGCCCCCCGCACCGCCCGGCUUCAUGCCCAGUCCCACCUUUGACAUGGCGCAACUCUAUGCCCGUGCUGGGCACUCCCUGGACGACAUGCUGCUGGACUGUCGCUUCCGUGGCGAACCUUGUGGGCCUGAGAACUUCACCAUGAUCUUCACACGGAUGGGAAAGUGCUACACAUUUAACUCUGGUGCCGAUGGGGCAGAGCUGCUCACCACUACUAGGGGUGGCAUGGGCAAUGGGCUGGACAUCAUGCUGGACGUGCAGCAGGAGGAAUAUCUACCUGUGUGGAGGGACAACGAGGAGACCCCCUUUGAGGUGGGGAUCCGAGUGCAGAUCCACAGCCAGGAGGAGCCGCCCAUCAUCGACCAGCUGGGCUUGGGGGUGUCCCCGGGCUACCAGACCUUUGUUUCUUGCCAGCAGCAGCAGCUGAGCUUCCUGCCACCGCCUUGGGGCGACUGCAGUUCAGCAUCUCUGAACCCCAACUAUGAGCCAGAGCCCUCUGAUCCCCUGAGCUCCCCCAGCCCCAGCCUUCCCUAUACCCUAAUGGGGUGUCGCCUGGCCUGCGAAACCCGCUACGUGGCUCGGAAGUGCGGCUGCCGAAUGAUGUACAUGCCAGGCGACGCGCCAGUGUGCAGCCCCCAGCAGUACAAGAACUGUGCCCACCCGGCCAUAGAUGCCAUGCUUCGCAAGGACUCAUGCGCCUGCCCCAACCCGUGCGCCAGCACGCGCUACGCCAAGGAGCUCUCCAUGGUGCGGAUCCCGAGCCGCGCCGCCGCGCGCUUCCUGGCCCGGAAGCUCAACCGCAGCGAGGCCUACAUCGCGGAGAAUGUGCUGGCCCUGGACAUCUUCUUCGAGGCCCUCAACUACGAGACCGUGGAACAGAAGAAGGCCUAUGAGAUGUCGGAGCUGCUUGGCGACAUUGGGGGCCAGAUGGGGCUGUUCAUCGGGGCCAGCCUGCUCACCAUCCUCGAGAUCCUAGACUACCUCUGUGAGGUGUUCCGAGACAAGGUCCUGGGAUAUUUCUGGAACCGAAGGCACUCCCAAAGGCAUUCCAGCACCAAUCUGACCUCCCACCCCUCCUUGUGCUGUCACCAAGACUCUCUCCGCCUCCCACCGCACCUGCUACCUUGUCACACGGCUCUAGGCCUGCUGUCUGUGUCCUCAGAGCCGCACCCUGACAUCCUGGACAUGCCUAGCCUGCACGUAGCUUUUCCAUCUUCACCCCAAAUAAAGUCCUAAUGCAUC
This is a messenger RNA of Macaca mulatta (Rhesus monkey), 2060 nucleotides long. NCBI's taxonomy places the organism in Eukaryota, Metazoa, Chordata, Mammalia, Primates, Cercopithecidae. The record is from RefSeq and is a predicted model, not a curated record.